AUGGCGGCCGUUGCCCCCAUCCAGGUCAACGGCCUGAGCACCCCGUCGCUGCCUGCGUCUCCCGAGUCGUCGGCAUCGUCGAGCAAAAGGAAGCGCGAUACAAACGAUGACGAAACGGCUCCCAAGCCCAAUUCCCUCGAUGGAUUGCAGCUUACGACCAAUGGACAGCAGCCGCCAAAACAAGAUGAGAGGAAGCUAGUUCGCAACGUUUUCGAGGUUUUGCGCCGUUUCGAUGCGAACAACUUGAUACUUAGUCGGCCUAUCCCGGAGCUAUCCUCGUCCGGAGAACCUCAAGCUAAACGGCAAAAAGCCGAUGAGUCCAGUGCCUCACAGUCCAUUCAGGACAAGGCGUCUCGAGGCAACUAUGCCAAAUUGGACGACUUGGUAGCGGACGUAAAGCGCGCAGUGAAUGAUGUCCUUGAGGCGUUACGGGAAGCAACCCCUGGCGAGGAUGCGCAAAACUUCGAUGAGCAGCUCAACCAGGUCCUUGACUUUAGGAAGAAGGCGCUCGACCUUUACCAGCGCGAGAUAGCCUAUCCCGAGACUCCUGCGCAGGCUAGCCAGCGAUUUUCUGGAGAGCAACCCGAGGGCAGAUACGCUUUGUCGGUCUACGGGCUUGCUCCUCACGGCAAGACACUUUACACCAACCUGCAAUUGCCCGUCAGAACAUCAGCCCAUCCCGAGGGAUUAUUCAAGUCUAUCUCGACGGCGAAGCUUCCUCAGGGCAUCAUCGCAACAAGAGUAACCCCUCAUUCUCCCAAGAAAAAGGCGAAAAGAGCACCUACUCUAGGGGAGCUUUAUCCUCCUGCAGCCAACCUUCCACCCUUGCAGGCACCCAAAUCAAGCAAGAGCACCACCAAGAGCAACGUUCUCGGGUUUCACCAGCCUGAUCCCGUAUACAAGUGCCCACACAAGGCUGGACUAACCUACUUUUCCCAGCAUGUUGCUGUUGGCCAGUGGAUUGACUACAGCAAUGCGACGCCUUCCUCCCACUCGCAGAUCAAGACCAAGCAGCGCGAACGAGCGCAAAGCCUGGCUGGACAUAAGCCCUCGACUGUGGAACUCGAGAUGUCCGAAAUGGAAACCUUGUUUCGUAGGGCUUUCACCAGCUUUGCGCCGUCAAAGGACGACACAUCUGCAGUCAUUCCGUCCAAUCACGCCAGUCGCAUAUGGUGGCAGCGUACUGGGCAACGUCAGUUGCAACGGAUGAUUAGCGCUGAGGAAUCUGAUGACGCGCCCGAAGAGAGCGCGACCGAGAUCCCGCACGAUGAUGUCGAUGUGGAUGCCGUUGAAGAGGCUAUCCGGAAUUGGGAUGGGCUAAUCGACCCUAGUCUAGAGGACGGCCCCAGCAAAGAAUCAAAACAAGAGAAGAGCAUUGACGAUAAGCUCAUGGAAGCUUCCGACCUCAUUGAAACGCUGGCAUCGCACCAGCGCAAUCGCCAUCUUGCAUUACCGACAAGCAAAGAUCGACGAUCGACGGACCCUGUUGGUGCGGAUAUGCUUUACAAUGGAUCUCUUGUUCAGCAGCCAGGUGCCGAAGAAACAGAGGUGUAUAUGAAACUGAAGAAUGCGCUUCUCGACAUAAUACUUGAUCUACCACCUUAUGCUUUGUCGAGGCUUGAUGGUGACAAGCUUGGUGACCUUUUCAUCAGCACAAAGCUCGAGAUUAGGACCGAUGUCCGUCAGGGAAUCAAUGAGGAAGAUGAGUCGGUGGUCAAGGCCCGCCAGCAACAGCAACAACAGCAGCAGCAACAGCAUAUGCAGGCCAGCGCUCCUCGACAGCAGUCCCACAGGACACCAAGCGUGCCUGGUGGCGUGCCCUAUGUUAACCAGCAAUACUACGCCACGCAGAACAGGCAACCUGCACCCAACACAGGAGCUCCUCCGUUUUACCAGCAAAGUCCAGUGCGAGCUCAGCCUUCUCCGCUGCAUCAGAGGCCGCCCAUGACGAGUGCCAUGCCUCCCCAGAUGGCCCAGCACGCGUCCCAUGUGCCGCACCAGUCACAUUCACCCCAUCCCCAGCACCGACCUUCUUCGUCUCAGCAAUACCGCCAGCCCAACGGGUACUCGUCAACAUAUGCGCCACAAAACCCCAAGCCUCCUGCUCCUUAUGGACACAAUGCCAUGCCAUAUUCCGGCACACCGGGGCAGAGCCAGGCGCAACGUAUGGCAGCACACCCUGGAUAUGCGCAUGGUUCGCCGGCAGGCACUCCUACUCAGUCCCAGCAACCACAACGUAGGUUCCCAAGCGGCAACCAGGGCUUCGCCACUGGCUAUCCGCCACAACAGGCCCCGCAACCGCAGCACCACCAGCCGAUGUAUCAUCAACAGCAUGCUGGACAGCGACCAGGAUAUCCACAGCAAUAUUCUAAUGGCCAGCCGAAUAUUCCACCACGUGCUGCGCACCCGCCCCAACCUACACCUCAGCAACAUCCUUACAGCCCGAUGCAACCACAGCAUCAUCCGCACCCUCAGCAAAUGGCACAGCAGCCUCGCUUCCCGCAGUACGCUGCGUCGCCUGGUCCGCAGCCAGGCCAGGGCCAUAGAUACCCCAUGUCGGGCAAUCAGGCAAUGACGCCUAAUGGAGCGCACCAAGGGACGACGCCAUCUCUGGGACCGUCAGGUUUCCACACCCACAUGUCGGAGUCGCAGCAAAACCAGAUAAUGGAGCAGUCUCGCCGGUCGGCCCAGCAGCAGAUGCAGGGCGGGGGUGGUGUUGGCAUGAAUGCCGGACUAGCGGGCAUUGGGCUCAAGGGCAACUUUGAUAUGCAGAAGCAGCUUGCGGCUAAUCGCGCUCAGCAGCAACACAAUCCUGUCAUGAUGCAGCAGCAGCAGCAGCAGCAGCAGCAGCAUAUGUCUCCCAGCCCAAGGGCGCAGGUUGCAUCCCCAGUAGGGCUCCACGGUGCGGGUGGACCGUCUCCAGUACCGAUGAAUGGUAUGAUGGGCUCGCAACAAAGGCAUACCUCAAGCGCAGCCAGCUUCCCCCACGCAACGCCAUCGCCUGUUCAGAUGGGAUCUCAGCCCAGGCCCCCCGCUUGA
Messenger RNA from Pyricularia pennisetigena, 3039 nucleotides. RefSeq lists its product as uncharacterized. The transcript is spliced from 2 exons. The record is from RefSeq and is a predicted model, not a curated record. Lineage: Eukaryota; Fungi; Ascomycota; Sordariomycetes; Magnaporthales; Pyriculariaceae. The coding region runs from base 1 to 3039 and encodes 1012 amino acids.